Microthlaspi erraticum is the source of this 2580-nucleotide messenger RNA. Lineage: Eukaryota; Viridiplantae; Streptophyta; Magnoliopsida; Brassicales; Brassicaceae. The record is from the annotation of a GenBank genome assembly.
AUGCUCCUCAGGCGGAGGAUACUAUCGCUCUCGGCGUCUCUCAGAAACUGCAAUUCCGGUACCGGCGAUGCUUUCUCCUCUCCACCUCAUUUCUCUUCAAUCGCGAAGGCUCCAAUCGCCGCCGGAGAUGUCCUCGUCCGCGAGUUUAAAGACUGGUUUAAGCGCGAUGGGCAGAGCCACCAGUUAAUCGAGCAGAUCUCUCAUAUUCUCCGAGCUCCCUCAAACGAAGGAGAUGAUCGAGCUUUUUAUCUCCACCUCUCCGGUCUCCGCCUCCGGCUCACUGAGAGAUUCGUCCUCGACGUGCUUAAUCACCUCCGCAGCGAUAUCUUCUCGUGCCUCAAGUUCUUCGAUUGGGCCGCUCGUCAGCCUGGAUUCCAUCACACUCGCGCCACUUUCCAUGCCAUCUUCAAAAUCCUUCGCAGCGCCAAGCAUGUGAGUAUCAUGACAGAUUUCUUAGACCGGAGCGACGGUUUCGAAGGCUACCGCCACUCUCUCCGUCUCUGCGACGCUCUCGUCAUUGGCUACGCUGUCGCUGGGCGCACUGACAUCGCUCUCCAGCACUUUGGUCAUAUGAGAUUUCGAGGUUUGGAUUUGGAUUCGUUUGGCUAUCACGUCCUCCUCAAUGCACUUGUGGAGGAGAAAUGCUUUGAUACUGGCGACGUUAUCUUCGACCAGAUCUCCGCUCGUGGCUUCCUCUGCGCGGUGACGCAUUCUAUUAUGGUGAAGAAGUUGUGCAAGCAAGGCCAGCUUGAUAACGCUGAGGCUUAUCUCCGCUCCUUGCUCCCCGAUGAUCCUGAUGGAUGCGGUUCUGGGUUAGGCAUUUUGAUCGAUGCUCUAUGUUCCAAAGAAAAGUUUAGGGAAGCUACUAAAUUGCUAGACGAGAUCAAAGUGGUGGGAACAGUUUCCAUGGACCGUGCUUACAACAUGUGGAUUAAAGCUCUCAUUGAAGCUGGAUUGUUGAACAACACUGCUGAUUUCUUGGAGAAGAUUAGUCCUUUGGAAGGUUGUGAAGUCGAAGUUGUUAGGUACAACUCUUUGAUCUUUAAGCUUUUGAGAGAGAACAAUGCUGAGAGUGUGUAUGAUAUCCUCACGGAGAUGAUGGUACGGGGAGUAUCUCCUAUUAAGAAAACCAUGAAUGCAGCCUUAUGCUUCCUUUGCAAAGCCGGUUAUGUAGAUGAAGCCUUAGAGAUAUACAGGUCGAGGUCAGAAAUUGGGUUUACUCCUACCGCCAUGUCUUACCACUAUCUGAUUCAUAGCCUUUGCACCGACGGAAACGUCCAACAAGCUUUUGAUGUCCUGAAGGGAGCGAUGGACCGGAGGCAUUAUCUUGGUGCAAAGACUUUCUCUAAACUUACCAAUGCUUUGUGCUGGAAAGGGAAAGCUGACAUGGCUAAGGAGCUGGUUAUUGUUGCCGUGGAGCAAGGCUUGUUGCCAAAACGUUUAGGCAGUUGCAAGAUUAUAUCAGCUCUUUGCAAUGUUGGGAAAGUAGAGGACGCUCUGUUGAUCAAUGAGCUGUUCGAUAAGAGUGGUGUAGCCACCACGUUCUCAGCGUUCGUCAGCUUGAUAUACGGCGCAAUCAGAAUAAAGAGAGGAGACAAAGCUGCGAAACUCAUCAUGAGAAUGCAGGAAAAAGGCUACACACCUGUCCAUAACCACUACCGAGACGUGAUUCGAUCUGUGUGUGCGAUGGAAAGCAGUAACGAAAACUAUUUCACUACUCUGCUAAAGUUUCAGCUGUCUCUCUGGGAAAACAAAGUCGGAGCGUACAACUUAUUCAUCGAAGGAGCUGGGUUUGCAGGAAAGCCAAAACUCGCGAGAUUAGUCUAUAACAUGAUGGAUAGAGAUGGGAUCAGGCCGACGCUAAACUCAAACGUUCUCAUGCUACAGAGCUAUGUGAAAAACGGGAGAAUCGCCGAUGCUCUACAUUUUUUUAAUGACCUGCGUGAGAAAGGUGAGACCAAAAGAGUACUUUACCAAGCCAUGAUUGUUGGUCUCUGUAGAGCAAACAGAGUAGACGACGCUAUGCAAUUCCUGGAAGAAAUGAAAGGCACUGGAAGACAUCCUAGUAUUGAAUGUUACGAGUUACUGAUUCAAAAGCUCUGCAACGAAGAGAGGUACGAGGAGGCUGUUGGAUUAGUGAACGAGUUUAGGAAAAGCGGGCGUCGUAUUACAUCCUUUAUUGGUAAUGUUCUCUUGUAUAAUGCGAUAAAGAGCAAAAAGUUGUAUGAAGCGUGGACAAGGAUGAGAGAUGUUGAAGAGAAGAUCCCAGAGAUGAAGUCUCUUGGCGAGUUGAUAGGAGUGUUCUCGGGACGAAUCGAUAUGGAAGGGGAACUGAAGCGGUUAGAUGAAGUGAUAGAGAAAUGCUAUCCUUUGGAUAUGUACACUUACAAUAUGCUGUUGAAGAGAGUUGUGAUGAAUCAGGCGGAAGAUGCGUUUGAGUUGGCUGAAAGAAUAGCGAGAAGAGGGUAUAAGCCUAAUGAGUGGACUCAUAUGAUACUUGAUCGAGCUCGACGCAUACUUGAAAGAACGAAUUCUCGGUCGAAUGGUUGGAGUAGCAGAGGGAGGCAGCUUGAGUAUUGA